Phanerochaete carnosa HHB-10118-sp is the source of this 1314-nucleotide messenger RNA. RefSeq lists its product as uncharacterized. Bases 81 to 1118 code for a protein of 345 amino acids. NCBI's taxonomy places the organism in Eukaryota, Fungi, Basidiomycota, Agaricomycetes, Polyporales, Phanerochaetaceae. The record is from RefSeq and is a predicted model, not a curated record. The transcript is spliced from 8 exons.
UAAUACUCGGCGAGCAUCGCGCAAGAUGCUGUGCAUAGCCUGCUCAACUCCCCGACACUGCAUAGACUCAACGUCGCACGAUGGUCAAGACAAUCUUUUACCUCGGCGCUACCGGAUUCUUGUCCGGCGAUAUCCUGCCUCAGUUGGCGCGGGAUUUCCCCAACGAUACUGUGAGGGCCCUAGUUCGCAACCCCACGCCAGAACGUGUCGCGAAGUUGCAAGGACUGCAUCCCGGGCUGGUUGUGGUCGAGGGAGACUUGAACGACGCGAAAGUCAUUGUGGAGGAGGCCUCGAAGGCUGACAUCGUCGUCAACUCGGCUAGUUCGGACCAUUGGCCUAGCGUAUGUGCCACUCUUGAGGGCCUAGAGAAGAACUCUGCCGGAAGACCGGGCAAUCCUCCAUUGUACCUUCAUGUCUCCGGCUGUGGCAUCAUCAGCAACAAUACUCGCGGCGAAAAGACCGAAAAUCCGGAAUUCUGGACAGACAUAGGGUUGGACUUAGACGACUGUGACCCGACAAACACCCAUUUGGAGUCUGACAAGCCAGCAAUCGCGGCAGGGAAGCGGAAGAACAACUCUAUCCGCUCGAUCAUCGUCUAUCCAGGCCAGAUCUACGGCGUCGGUAAUGGCGUGCAGAAAGUUACCCUCUGGCUGCGUAUUUUCAUGGACUAUGCGAAGCGUGUCGGUUACGGAGGCACCUGGGGCAGGGGUUUUAACGCGCAGAACACUAUCCACGUCAAGGAUCUUGCGGAUGCCAUACUCAUGAUCCUGAGGGCCGCCAGCGAGGGCAAAGCGGGGGAGGGUGCGGACGGGCUCUAUUUCGCCGUCACACCCACCCUGCUUUCUUACGGCGAGUGGGUAAAAGCUAUGGGCGACCACCUGUACAACAAGGGCAUCACGAAGGAGCCCGGGGCGAAGCCGAUGCCAGAGGAGAUUGUCGAACCCCUGGGACACUAUGGCUGGUCCCUGCUGGGUGGAAGUAUGUUCGCGAAGGCCGAUCGCUUGACCCGCAUGGGAUGGAAGUCUGUCGAGAGCGAUAGGAUCUCAUUGAUGGAGAGUCUCCCUGCGAUGAUCGACGCAGCGCUGGAAGAUGACAAGCCGUAUGUGCACAUUUCGUAGGCCGUUCGAGUCGCAAACCGGGCGGUAUUACUCCGUAAGGGCAGCUCCUCUAGCGAGCGUCGUAUAGCGAGUGUCGUAUAUUAGAACGUAUAGUGCUGCAUCAAUGUGUCCCGCAGUAAAAUUAGGGCUUGAUAUCGAGCAGUAGCUAGGCACCCCGCCGGGAUAUCACAGUGCAAGGCAGGGCACACGAGGCGCU